AUGGAGGGGAACCAUGGAGACUUAGGGGAACAUGCAGCGACAUCUAGUGCUAGGGGAAAUGCUGGAUAUGCGAUGAACUACCAUAUCCAGGAUUUAGUCAGCCAAGACAGGAUCAAGGCUGUAAGUCAGGCUGGACGUUGGGGCAAAGGCUGUGGGUUAUUGGCUCAGUUGCCUAAGAGGAAACACGUUGGGUGCAGCAAAGGCCUCGUCGUCGGUCGUAAACUUGGGAGCGGGCACAGACGGUUUGUCCGAGCACCUCCGCCAGUGUAUCACGUCCGGCCCAUGGUCCAGGUGGCGAAACCCGUGCCCAGGGCUGUGAUCAUGAACCAAGCUGGGAUCCUGGGACCAUAUCCGGGCCACCAGCACAGCAACCAGUCGUCCAGGUCUUGCAGCCCCAUGUUGCCCAUGUACAGCCCGGGUCACGGCUUGGACCAGCCUUACACCUCGACCUAUUCCGGGGCCACUGCUGCCAAUCAUGGCAACAAUAAAAUCACCGAUUCAGAAAACCGGUUAGCUCGGGACCAACUCAUGAUGUCGCGCCGGGUAGCGUCAAUGUCAGCACACUAUGGAUCAGUUCUGUCUGUGAAAAUCCUCAAGAGAAACAGGAGAAAGGACCAUCGCAACGGAGGCGGCGAUGGUUUGAAGGAGAACAUUGACCCAUUGGAUGUUUCGGACGAGGCCUUUGAGAAACUGGACUUCGGAUUCGUGGAAGUCGCUGAAGAAAGCAUCGCGAAGAGAAUCAUUCGUGACCUCGGUGGCUUGGGUUACCGGGUUCGGCACGCGACAGAAUUGCCAAUUGAUCCCAAAGCGGUGCAUCUGAAGAAUUUGCCCAUGUCCAUGGAUUCCAAAGGAUUGGCGGAUUUCAUUCGGUCUCAGGGGUUGGAAGGGAUCGAUACUGUCAAAGUACUGCGACAACCCGCGAAUCGCUUGAGCGCUUCUGCCUUCAUUAGGGCUUCUUCUGAGCUUUCUGCGUACAAAUUGAUCAGAGGAAUGCAUGGAAAGGCAUGUCCUGGUUCUCAAUAUACAAUUGAAGCGAGAUUUGCUUAUCAUAACAACAAGAAGGCAACAGUCAAUGAGUAUCAGAAAUAUGGACCUGCAACACUGUCCAAAUAUGUUCUAACUACAACAGACAUGGGCGCCCUCUCGCCGCUCAUCGGCAACAACUUCACCUGGGUCACCAUGCCCUGCGGCUACGACACGGCCUACUCCCAGGCGCAGCUCAAGUGCGUCGUGUGGGUGCCCAACUCCGUCGUGCCCGGCAGCGAGCACCCUUUCCUGCCCAUCCUCAUCUUUAGCGACCGACUGCCGCUCUUGGGCGUGCCCAGUCCCCGCCACGGCGCCUUUGCUGGCCUGCCGUUCGAGUCGUCCCCCGGCGACGUUUUUCACGCGCCCGUGCUCGAGUUCAACGUGUCCAAGAUGACCAUCCCGCUGGUGGCGUACCCGACGUUUGAGAAGCUGGUGGCGGAAGUGCCGGAGCCGGACUCCGACGAUGACGACACGGAAUGCUCCUUGACGAUGCCGAUCACUGCGCCAUCGGCAGCAGCACCAGCACCAGCUCAACCUGGCCCACUUUAGGACAUGUAUAUGUGCACAUUAUAUUGUGGGCACAUUUGAGCGGGUGGCAAAACAUUUGGGCGCACAUUUGGGGAAGGGCCAGAAACAGCGCGUGUGCAUGAAAAGAUUCAAGCGAACCCAGUGACUCAAGCAGUUUUGUGCAUGCGCUGUUCUGGGAUGCGCUCAAAUGUUCGG
This is a messenger RNA of Notodromas monacha, 1749 nucleotides long. The record is from the annotation of a GenBank genome assembly. NCBI's taxonomy places the organism in Eukaryota, Metazoa, Arthropoda, Ostracoda, Podocopida, Cyprididae.